Molecule: messenger RNA, 3549 nt
Organism: Ruditapes philippinarum (Manila clam)
Lineage: Eukaryota; Metazoa; Mollusca; Bivalvia; Venerida; Veneridae
Exons: 9
Coding region: 155-2242 (695 amino acids)
Source: RefSeq, a predicted model, not a curated record
UUUAACUUUUACGAUACAUCGAUAUUACAGCAUGGCUGGCGCGGUUUGGCUUUGUAAUUUUCUGAGUAUUUAAUGCAUAUAAGAUGUAAAUAUUAUGAAAAAGGAACCAAAAGAACAGAUUGAAAUUUCAUAUUGACUUUCGAGUCUAAUAACUAUGGGUGAUAAAUUCUUCCGCCUUGUCUACUUUUUGGUAGAUAUAUGUCCAGAGACUCUUCGAAAAUUGUUCAUCACUAAAGCAAUGACCGACCCGGGCACCACUUUUACAUCACUAGAUUCUUAUCUAGUGUCUAAACGUCCACAAAUAGCAAAGGUUAAACAACUGCGCCCGGAUCAAUACAAUUUACUCUUUCCUCGAUGUGGUCCUGCAAAUGAAACAGAGUGGGACAUUACUUUACUGUCUUUGUUAAUAAACAAGCUAUUCAGUUGCUCAAGUCUUAUUACAAUUGCUAUUGAUCAAAUCAGAGAAGUAAGGAAUAAGUUGCAACACCUUCCAAGUUCAAGUAUAGAUGACAAAGACUUUGAAGACUAUUGGAAUCUUUUGGAAAUAGCUACUUUGCAUUUAGCUGAUCUUCAAGGACCCGAUUACAAAAAAAGCAUUAAAGAUAAAAUUGACAAAGCUUGCAAUAUGAAUAUGCCAGAUCAAGGAAACACUCUAUGUAAAUGGUUUGGAGAAAAAUUUACCGAAAUGCAGAGAGAUGUUAAAGAAAUUUCAUCAGAUACAAAAGACAUUAAAAAGGCUGCCAGUCAAAGUGCAGACAUUCUACAGAGCACAUCCAUAACUACCAUUGGAGUAAAUGGGAAAGCAGUAAAAAGGUUGAAGAUUUUUCAUGAAGCGUUAAAGAGAAUGCAUGAAAACUUUGAAAGAACAAUUGAUACGCAGAUUCUCGAUGACUUUGUUACUCCCCCUGAGGUUGAUAAAAUCUUAACAAAGCUGAAAGAAAAUCGUCUGGCAGUAGUUUCUGGACAUAACAAAAGCUUUUACUUGGCAACAGCACUGGCAGCCAUUAAGGGUAUGGGGUAUAAUGAAAAACGUUGCGUUGAGAUGAAGAGCUCCUCUGAUUGGAAGCACAUAGAUUCUGAAAGUGUAGACUUUGCAUUAUGUUGUAAUCCAUUCGGUAAAGAGAUGUAUGAUGAGGACAAGGCUAAGUGUAUGAUGGAAAUCUUUGACAGUAUACAAGAUGCAGUGAAAGAUGAAAGGGAUGGCAAGAAGAUUGCUGUUUUGAUUGCUUCAGAUAUUGAUGUCCUUAAUGAAUGUAAAGAGAAAUAUUCUCAUGAAUUACUUGAUGAAGUUAUCACCGUUUUCAAUGCAACUAGUGAAUCUAGACCAACAGAUCUAACAGCAGCUGAAUGUAGAGCAAAUAUUUGUUCUUCAACCACUACCGUUAUACAAAAUCUUUCAGAGCUAACAAACCUUUUCCUGGAGCAUAAUCAGAGGCAAGUUGAUCCUGAAAUUUUAAAAGCUGCAAAAGACAAGAUAAAAAAGCAUAAAUCAGUGGUACUGAUUGGAGACCCGGCAAGUGGAAAAACCUCAGUGGCUGUAAGCCUUGCAGCUUCAUACAAGCCUUCCCAGGUUCUUCUUCUGACAUUCCCAGAGCAGAUACAACAUGUGAAUCACAAGAGAACACACCUUGUUAUAAUUGAAGACUUUGCUGGCAAGUAUGGGAUGAACAAGGGUGAAAUAUGCAACUGGUACAAAACACUGGACCUACUGAAUUUAAUGAAAGCUGCAGGAAAACUCAAUCUGAUUGUAACAUGUGACAAAGGGAAAUUUAAAACAUGCCUGGAGAAAAUUAGAAGUCAUCCAUUAUUGGAACAUACAGUUGAGCUUCACCAACAAAGUGUUCUCAUUAAAGGUGAACAUAGUACAGGCAAUGUCGAGCAAGCAUCAGCUGGUUCACAAAGUAACAUUUCUGGAAACUCUGCCUCAUAUACUGAUCCAAAACAAUUCAAGUUUAGUGACAUAACCGAGUCACUGCAAGGCCAAGAUGAUUUUAAAUUUCGGAACUCAGAUUUGCCAUCACCAGUGUUACUAAUUGGAUUUGAAGAAGAAUAUGAUUCAGCUUCACCUAUCAGUCAUGAGUCUGACCUUGAUUUUGGCGAUCCUGAAGAAAUUGAACCGUCUUCCAUCAGCAACUUUAUUAAACGUCGUAGGCUUGAGCGGGUAAAGAAAGGGCCUAAACAAAGAUCCAGACCUGAUGCAAAUCUGGAAAAUGAACAGCCUUCCAAGCCUAAUCAACUAUAAAAUCUUCACAUGAAGGAAUACAGGAACUGGAAGGAAGUUUUUCUAUGAAGAUAAAGGGGAGUUAUGUUACUGUAAACAGUAUGUGCUUCUUGAAUGAUGCCAUAUCAAAGCAUUUUCUUAUACAUCUUGGAAAACAUUUCAGAAGAAGGAAGUCUCAGAUAUACUUUUGAUGUACAGUGCAGUCAAUUUAUAUCAAAUGUUUAUUGAUGACUGAUUUGUUAUGGCAUGUGUCCUAUAAAGUAUUUGAGAUUUAUUUAUGUACAAAACAAAAGGAAACAAUGGCUAACAGCAAUUGAUACUCCUCAAAGGUUAAGUUUGGUGACUAUCCAAUCCAAGGAAUUAACUUGCCAAAUAUGGAAGAAUUAUAUCAUUAAAUGAAGUUGGUGGAAAUGCUGUAAGAAAACAGAACAAUGGAAGGCCAAAGCAGCAACUAACAAAAACUUUAAUUGUAUCUGUACAUAAAUGGUGUUAUUUCAUUGAAUAUAACAGUUAUGUUUUUUUUUGGCAUUUAUAGAAUUUUCACAAAUAUAAGUACCUCUCUCUAAAAUUAUGUUUAAUUUGUCCAUGAUAUCCAGUUUGCAAAACUAAGAUAAUCCAGUUUGCAAAGUUCCACAUAGCCAAUGGCUUAUUUUAAAUUUCAAUAUGAAUAUAUAUAAGUCAAUAUUUAAAAGGUACAAACAAGAACUUCUUUACUUUGUAUGUUUGCUCUGUGUCUUGUGAUAAACAAGUUUAAUUGAAAUAUAAGCAAAAAACAAAAUAUUUGGGUCACCGACAUCAUUUUCCAGUUAUCUGCCCUUAAAUUUGAAAAUUGUGCUUAUUUCAAGGGCAGAUAAUUUCACAAUUAAGAUUAGCAAGUUGUUUUUACUGCUUUUCAUGACUGUAGAUGACUUCUAUUUUUCAGUUUCAUUAUGCUAUAUGAUUAUAUGUAAGUUUAUAUUGUUUUGCGGCACAUUAUUUUUGUAAAAAAAAAUUGUGAAUUCUGAUCUCUGUUAAGUGCCUUUGCCUUUAUAAUAAAAUGAUGUGCCAUCUAGAAAAGAUAUAUACAAUACUUUACAACAAAUUCCUUUUUCAAAUACAUGCAUCAUAUUUAGAAAUUGUAUUAAUGUGUAUGUAAAUUAUUGACAAUAUGCAUUUGUUAUGAUUAAAUUUUAAUUUUUGUAAAAUACUUUUUGUUUCAGUUUAUAUGAUUGUUUUAAAUUGUGUCAUAUAUUUUAUAUAAUAAUGUUUUAAUGUUUUACAAUUUUAAAAGAUUGAUUUUUUUAUCAUAAAGGUUAUUAAAAGUGAUCUUUUUAUGUUCGAAUGUGUUU